Molecule: messenger RNA, 3772 nt
Organism: Gracilinanus agilis (Agile Gracile Mouse Opossum)
Lineage: Eukaryota; Metazoa; Chordata; Mammalia; Didelphimorphia; Didelphidae
Gene: ABL1
Product: ABL proto-oncogene 1, non-receptor tyrosine kinase
Exons: 11
Coding region: 1-3435 (1144 amino acids)
Biological process (GO): protein phosphorylation; regulation of apoptotic process
Molecular function (GO): ATP binding; protein binding; non-membrane spanning protein tyrosine kinase activity
Source: RefSeq, a predicted model, not a curated record
AUGGGGCAACAGCCUGGAAAAGUCCUUGGGGACCAGAGAAGGCCAAGUUUGCCUGCCCUGCACUUUAUCAAAGGAGCAGGGAAAAAGGAAUCAUCAAGGCAUGGGGGCCCACACUGCAAUGUUUUCGUGGAACAUGAAGCCCUUCAGAGGCCAGUAACUGCAUCUGAUUUUGAGCCACAAGGUCUGAGUGAAGCAGCUCGUUGGAACUCUAAGGAAAACCUCCUUGCUGGUCCCAGUGAAAAUGACCCUAACCUUUUUGUUGCACUGUAUGAUUUUGUGGCCAGUGGAGAUAACACUCUAAGCAUAACUAAAGGUGAAAAGCUCCGUGUCUUGGGCUAUAAUCACAAUGGAGAAUGGUGUGAAGCCCAAACCAAGAAUGGACAGGGGUGGGUCCCGAGCAACUAUAUUACCCCAGUCAACAGUUUGGAGAAACAUUCCUGGUACCAUGGGCCUGUAUCACGAAAUGCCGCUGAAUACCUACUAAGCAGUGGAAUCAAUGGCAGCUUUCUGGUUCGAGAGAGUGAGAGCAGCCCAGGCCAGCGAUCCAUUUCAUUGAGAUAUGAGGGAAGGGUGUACCACUACAGGAUAAACACUGCAUCUGAUGGAAAGCUGUACGUCUCUUCAGAGAGUCGCUUUAACACUUUGGCAGAGUUGGUUCAUCACCAUUCAACAGUGGCAGAUGGAUUGAUCACCACUCUGCAUUACCCAGCUCCCAAGAGAAACAAACCCACCAUAUAUGGAGUGUCUCCUAACUAUGAUAAGUGGGAGAUUGAGAGGACAGACAUUACCAUGAAGCACAAACUUGGAGGAGGACAGUAUGGAGAAGUGUAUGAAGGUGUAUGGAAAAAAUAUAGCCUAACUGUGGCUGUGAAAACCUUGAAGGAAGACACUAUGGAGGUGGAAGAGUUCUUGAAAGAAGCUGCAGUAAUGAAAGAGAUCAAACACCCUAACUUAGUACAAUUACUAGGGGUGUGUACUCGGGAACCCCCAUUCUACAUAAUCACCGAGUUCAUGACCUAUGGGAAUCUGUUAGAUUAUCUCCGGGAGUGUAAUCGGCAGGAGGUGAAUGCAGUUGUGCUGCUAUACAUGGCCACUCAGAUCUCAUCAGCCAUGGAGUACCUGGAGAAGAAAAACUUCAUCCACAGGGAUCUUGCUGCCCGAAACUGCCUUGUAGGGGAAAACCACUUAGUGAAGGUGGCUGAUUUUGGCUUGAGCAGGUUAAUGACAGGAGAUACUUACACAGCCCAUGCAGGAGCGAAAUUCCCAAUCAAAUGGACAGCACCUGAAAGUCUGGCUUACAAUAAAUUUUCUAUUAAGUCAGAUGUCUGGGCAUUCGGGGUUUUGCUUUGGGAAAUUGCUACAUAUGGCAUGUCCCCUUACCCUGGAAUUGAUCUGUCACAAGUAUAUGAAUUGUUGGAAAAAAAUUAUCGCAUGGAACGUCCAGAAGGCUGUCCAGAAAAAGUCUAUGAACUCAUGAGAGCAUGUUGGCAGUGGAGUCCUUCUGACCGGCCUUCUUUUGCUGAAAUCCACCAAGCCUUUGAAACAAUGUUUCAGGAAUCCAGCAUAUCAGAUGAGGUGGAAAAAGAGCUUGGGAAGAAAGGUGUACGAAGUGUUGUCGGUACAUUGCUGCAAGCCCCAGAAUUGCCAACUAAGACUAGAACAUCCCGGAGAGCUGCUGAAAAUAAAGAUGCCAGUGAUCUUUUGGAUGCUUCUCAUCCCAGGAGUCAGGGAGAAGAUCCUUUGGAUCAUGAGCCUGCUGUUUCUCCAUUGCUCCCAAGGAAAGAAAGAACUCCUCAGGACAGUGGCUUGAAUGAAGAUGAACGCCUUCUCCCCAAAGACAAGAAGACUAACCUGUUUAGUGCCCUAAUUAAGAAGAAGAAGAAAACUGCUCCGACCCCGCCCAAACGCAGUAGUUCUUUUCGAGAGAUGGAUGGCCAUUCAGACCGCCGGGGAGGUGGAGAUGAAGAGAUCCUCAAUGGCACCUUUAUUACAGCUCCCUUAGACACAACUGAGCCAUCUAAGUUCCCAAGUCCAAGCAAUGGGGUGAAUGUUACCAAUGGGGCUGUAUCAGGGAGCUCAGGCUUUCGGUCUCCCCAUUUGUGGAAAAAAUCUAUUACAUCAACAAGUAGCCGGUUGGCAGCCAACGAAGAAGAAAGUAACACCAACUCCAGCAAGCGUUUCCUGAGGUCAUGUUCUGCUUCUUGUGUGCCCCAUGGGGCCAAAGACACAGAAUGGAGGUCAGUAACAUUGCCUCGAGACCUGCAGUCCACUGGGAGGCAGUUUGAUUCCUCUACAUUUGGUGGGCACAAGAGUGAGAAACCAGCCUUGCCUCGGAAACGGGCAAGUGAGAAUAAAUCUGAUGUGUCUUCUCGGGGCACAGUGACCCCACCACCCAGGCUACUGAAACAAAAUGAGGAGGCUGUUGAUGAUGUUUUCAAAGAUACAGAGUCCAGCCCUGGUUCUAGCCCCCCCAGUCUGACUCCAAAAGUUGUCCGCAGGCAAGUCACAAUGACUGCUUCCUCUGGUCUAUCCCACAAGGAUGAAAGUGGAAAACCUAAUGCCAUAGUAGCUCCUGUUGUCCUUGAACAAGCCCCUGUUAGCAAAGCAGCCUCCAAUUUAUUUAUGGGAACCAGUAAGGUCUCCAGUGAGGAGCCCAGAACUAGGAGGCACAAACAUUCUUCUGAGUCAUUAGGGAAGGACAAGGGGAAGCUAUCCAAACAUAAACCUGCCCCACCUCCCCCACCAUCAUCAUCUGCUGGGAAGGCUACGAAGUCCUCUCAGAGCCCUGGCCAUGAAGCAGUGGGGGAUGGAGGACCCAAUAUUAAAGCAAAACAGUUGACUCUGGCAGCAGAUGCUGUGAAUAGUGAUGCUGCCAAACAAAACCUGUCAGGAGAGGGUGUUAAAAAAUCCAUGCUCUCCUCUGUUCCAAGGGCACAGUCAUCCAACAAACCAUCAAUAGCUCCAAGCACUACUCCAGCCACCUCUCCCUCUACUUUACCAUCUACUUCGUCAGCCCUAGGAGGAGAACAGCUAACUUCCACUGCUUUCAUCCCUCUCAUAUCCACACGAGUGUCUCUGAGGAAAACCCGCCAGCCCCCUGAGAGGCUCGCUAGUGGUGCCAUCACAAAAGGUGUGGUGCUAGACAGCACUGAGGCCUUGUGUCUUGCCAUCUCCAAAAACUCUGAGCAAAUGGCCAGCCAUAGUGCUGUGUUGGAAGCAGGAAAAAACCUGUAUACUUUCUGUGUGAGCUAUGUGGACUCCAUCCAGCAGAUGCGAAACAAGUUUGCUUUCAGGGAAGCUAUCAACAAGUUGGAAAAUAACCUCCGAGAGCUUCAGAUAUGUCCUGCAACAGCAGGCAGUGGCCCUGCUGCCACCCAGGACUUUAGCAAACUUCUCAGUUCGGUUAAAGAAAUCAGUGAUAUUGUUCAGAGGUAGCAGAAACCAGGAUUCAGCCAGCCAGAGUUGACUGCUGACAUGUGUAGCCUCAGAGCUAUGGUAGACUGACAAAAGACCAGUGAAUCAGUGUCUCUAGGACAGGAAAAGGCAUAUAGGGCACAGUCUGUGUGCCUCUGUAGAGCAUAUGCAACCUGACUGCCUAGGCCAUGGGAUGGCAAUCAUGAUAUGCUUUUCUCCCUUUCAGCCCAGGUUCCCUGAGUCUUUGCUAUUCUGAAACUCAUCUGUGGAGUUCCAUCUCUGUGGACUGAAGCCAAAAUACCAAGGCCCCACUGUCCCUUUUUUACUAACAUUACUUUGGAAUGAGCUUUAAGUUGGA